Messenger RNA from Clunio marinus, 1170 nucleotides. Lineage: Eukaryota; Metazoa; Arthropoda; Insecta; Diptera; Chironomidae. The record is from the annotation of a GenBank genome assembly.
AUGGAUCAUCAAAAGCAAGGUACUUCAUUCGACCUCGUAAACCUCUUGCCACCUGAGAUUGUUACCAACAUAUUCAGUGAACUGGAUGGCAUAGACAUUAUGGCAGCAUCAGAAGUGUCAACAAGUUGGCGCAACUUCAUCGCAGAAUCAUCGCAUUGUCUUCGGAAAGUCACUCUCCACCUUGAUAAUAUGAUACCGUCAGGCAUUGAUGAAUCUAUUUCUAUUCUGAAAUCCCAUCCACGAAGCUACGAGAAUAUUUCUAUCUUUGGAGUUUCAUUCGCCGAGGCAGUGGAAGCUUUGGAGAUAAUGAAUACUUCAAAAUCGUGGAAAAACAUGGACAUGGAAUUAUCGUCAUUCCAUUCAAGAAUGAGCCAUUCAAGAUUCUUCAAAGAAGUUGGCAAAACAAUGGAGGAUCUUCGUCUAAAAAAUGUUCGAGUGGUUAAUGGCGACAUCAAUGGAACAGUCCGAGAUGUGAGUUUCCCGAAACUCAAAGUUCUACAGCUCUACAAUGUUUCACCUGCAUUAAUCGAGGAUGUAUUUUACGACAUAAAAAGUUUGGAAAAGUUGUAUUUAAGCAGUUGGUAUUUCACAGAAAAGUCAAUGAAUACCAUGCUGCAUCUUCUCAAAUCGAACAAAGAUUUAAAGGUUUUAGAAUUGACCAACACUUCAUUUUCCGAUAUCAUAGGAUCAAAGAAUCUACUUGAGGGAAUUCAGUUUAAACUUCAGGAGAUGUUCAUUGGUGGAGACUUCCAUCAAGCAUAUAAUUAUAGAGAAUGUUUGAGGGAUAAUUUCAUCAAAUUUAUAACAUCACAAAGGGACAGCUUAACGUCUCUAGUCUUCGAAAGCUGGAUGGGCUUCGACGUUCUAAAUCACGUUUAUCAACUUCCAAAUUUAAAGUUUCUUUGUAUCAGAAAUUUGAAUAGAGUUUAUCAACUUAUUGAUUGGAGAUUUGUGGCCUUGCCAAAAAGCCAUUCACUGCGAAAAAUAUGUCUUUUAAACUUCCCCGACUCUUGUGACAUGCUGAAAGUAUUUGCAUCAGCUUCACCAAAAUCUCAAAUUCACGUCACAUUCAAUACUUUUGUAAAAUUUGAACAACGCUUGGACAUUUUAUAUAAAAUGAGAAAGCGUUUUGGUAAAAACUUGGACUUGAAAAUCAUAAAUUGGUCUUAA